Molecule: messenger RNA, 2628 nt
Organism: Quercus robur (English oak)
Lineage: Eukaryota; Viridiplantae; Streptophyta; Magnoliopsida; Fagales; Fagaceae
Exons: 4
Coding region: 358-2487 (709 amino acids)
Molecular function (GO): protein dimerization activity
Source: RefSeq, a predicted model, not a curated record
CACAUACGCACAAAGAUAAGAAGGGAAAGCAAGUGAAGACACGAUGUUGAUCUGAGCCUCACUCGACGUUGUGUAAAGGAAAAGGAGUCCUUCCCUCUCUGUCUGUUUUAAGAUUUGAGCUUUAACCUUUUAAGGAAAAAGAGUGAGGUUGUGAGAUUGAGUCCCACUGGUGGUGUGUACGUGUGUGAAUUAUCAUGAAUAUAAGUCGCACAAUUGUGGUUUUCAAGCCAGAUUUUUCAACUACUUCUGCAUUUUUGGUCUUCUUCAACGGCCAAGCUUGCUGAAAGCACUUGAUGUACAGAUAAGAAAAUUUUCAGGGUUUCUUGUUUCUUUUGAAAUUGAAAACAAGAGAACAAUAUGUUUGCUAGUGAAGGCUUCAUUAAUGUUCAUGAUCAUGGUACAGUAGUUGAUAAGAAAAAAGUUAGAGUUCAAUGCAAAUAUUGUGGUAAAGUGGUGAGUGGUUUCUUCCGUCUAAAGUGCCACUUAGGAGGUAUACGUGGAGAUGUUACUCCUUGUGAAAAUGCUCCUCAAAAUGUGAAGGAACCGUUUAGAAAUAAAUUACUUGAAAGGAAGAUAGAAAGUUUAAGCAAGGAAGUUGAUGAACGAAAUGACCCAAAUCUUCCCUGUAAAAGGAAUUGUCGUCCUAACUUGAAUAGUGUUAAGCAUAAUAAGCAUGAAACAUCUCAAACCGCUGGUUCUUGUGAUGGGAGGCAUGUUGAUAUGGACUCUGCACUCGAAGACAGUCUUACAGACAGUGCUCCUCUGCCCUAUGGAAAUACAGGUUCUCAAACAGCCAUCAAUUGCAAAGAAGGAAGAGUUUCAUUAUCAAGGAAAGCCCAAAAAUGCAUUGCUAGAUUUUUCUAUGAAACAGGUGUUGAUUUCGGUACUGUCAAUUCCCCUAGUUUCAAAGCAAUGAUAAAUGCUACCCUGGGUAAUGGUCAGAUGGUGUAUAACAUCCCAAGUUGUCAGGAGCUAAAAGGGUGGAUCCUUAAAGAUGAGGUGAAGGAUAUCCAAGAGUAUGUGAAGAAGAUUAGGCAUUCAUGGGCAAGCACAGGGUGUAGCAUCUUGUUAGAUGGAUGGAUUGAUGAAAAGGGUCGACACCUGGUUAAUUUUUUGGUGGAUUGCCCACAGGGUAUUGUUUAUCUUCGCUCGUCUGAUGUUACAUCUUUCAUUGACGAUGUUGAUAUGUUACAGUUGUUGUUGGAUGGAGUUAUUGAGGAGAUUGGAAUUGAAAAUGUAAUUCAAGUGGUGGCAUGUUCUAUAACAGGUUGGAUGGGAGCUGUGGGCAAGCAAUUCAUGGAUAGGUGCAAGAGAGUGUUCUGGACUGUGAGUGCAUCCCAUUGCAUUGAGCUCAUGCUAGAGAAGAUUGAAAUGAUUGAGUCCAUCAGAGGUAUAUUGGCUAAAGGCAAGUCCCUUACAAAGUUUAUUUAUGGCCAUGAAACUGUUUUGAAUCUUUUGAAGAAACAUACUCUUGGCCGUGACCUAGUUCGGCCCUCCAAAAUAAGGUCAGCAAUGCCCAUUAUGACUUUGGAGAAUAUUGUCUCAGAAAAGCUGCAAUUAAAGAACAUGUUUGCCUCACCUGAGUGGAACACAUCAGUCUGGGCUUCUAGAACAGAGGGAAAGAGGGUAGCUGAUUUGAUGGAAGAUAGCUCUUUCUGGACUGGAGCUGGGAUUGCCUUGAAGGCAACUCUACCAGUUGUGCGUGUUUUAUGUUUAAUCAGUCAGGCUGAUAAACCACAAGUGGGGUACAUAUACGAAACAAUGGAUCAACUAAAAGAGACAAUUAAAGAGGAAUUUAAAGGGAAGAAAUCCCAGUACAUGCCUUUUUGGAAAGCGAUUGAUGAGAUUUGGGACAACUUUCUCCAUAGCCCUAUUCAUGGUGCAGGGUAUUAUUUAAACCCAAGUCUCUUUUAUUCAAGUGAUUUCCUAGGUGAUGCUGAGGUUGCCUUUGGCCUUUUGUGCUCUACCGUCCGCUUGGUACAAGAUCAGAGAAGUCAAGAUUUGAUAUCCCGACAACUUGAAGACUAUAGACAUGCUAGAGGUAGUUUUGAAGAGGGGAGUGCCAUUAACCAAAGAACCAGCAACCCUCCUGCUCUAUGGUGGUCUCAUUAUGGAACAGAAUAUCCUGAGCUGCAGAGAUUUGCCUUUCGAAUUCUGAGCCAGAACUGCGACGGUGCUUCAAGAUGCGGACUAAAGAGAAGUUUGGCCGAGAAGCUGCUUACAACCGGAAGGAAUCCUAUUGAGCAACAAGGAUUGAGUGAACUGACAUUUGUACAUUAUAAUUUGCAACUGCAGCAGUUUCAGUCAGGCAAGAAGUGUGACAUUGUGGCUGAAGAGAUUGACCCAAUGGAUGAUUGGAUAGUUGAUGAAGCACCAGAGAUUGUGUCCCGAAAUGUUCAAUCUUCACGGAUUAACUUGGGCUCCACUGAAGGGGCUAUUAAUGGGGAUGGACCUUCUCGAUUUCAAGCAAAGAAAGAAACCUUGUAAGUGAAGAUAAAAGGGAUAGUUGAAAAAGGAUAGGGUAUAGCAAUGGAAUUUGCACAGAUUUAGAACCAUGACUUCCAACAAGUGUUUAAGGAUAAGUGUUAUAACUAACUUACAUGGCAUUUUUGUUUUCUCCUUCAUGUA